CAGGUAGCUCGCAGUUGUGGGGCAAACCACCCAGAAGCUUUGUCUUCCACCAAGUUAAGGAAGCACUUGGCAACCAUGUCCAAAAUUCUUAACCUGAAGGACAACGAGAUGGAUGACCUCGCUGAGUUCCUGGGCCAUGACAUAAGGGUGCAUCGCCAGUAUUAUAGACUUCCGGAGGGCACGUUACAGCUCGCAAAAAUCAGUAAGGUCCUCAUGGCACUGGAACGAGGUCAGCUGUCGCAGUUUCAAGGAAAGAAUCUUGAUCAGAUCAACAUGGAUCCACAAGAGAAAAUGCCAGUGUACAGUGACCCUUCUGACAGUGAAGCAGAUGAUGACAUGAGAGAGGAAGAUGCAGCUCCUUUUUCACCGUCACCUUCACCUACACCUUCACCUUCACCUUCACCUUCUGCCUCAUCAUCAUCAGGCAAAUCCAGGGUGAGCAGGAAAUCCUUUCAAGCUGGACCAAACUAUCCACAUCCAGCCAAAGAUGAUGAGAUGCCAUUGGCGGGCGAAGUGUCUGAAAAAUGUCAAAGUAAAAAAGGUUCAUCACAAGCCAAGAGAAAAAAGUGGUCAGACGAGGAAAUCCAGGCUGUUGAGGAGACGCUCAUGGACUGCAUCAUGAGAAGAAAGGUUCCUGGUAAAGCCCAGUGUCUGCAGUGUAUAAAUACUUCACCCACAGCCCUUCAAGACAGGAGUUGGGAGGCAGUUAAGUUCUAUGUGAAAAAUCGCAUUGAUGCUGAAAAGCGGGAAUCCCUGAAACAGAGGUAAACCUUGGACACAGACUAUUCGCUGUCACCUGCAAUCAUGGCUUCACGUGAAAAAAAGGCUUGAGGGAGCUUUUUGGUACAGAAGAGGAUCAGGGCCACUGUAAAAAAUUAAACCUUGAUUGAGGUCCAAUAUAUAUUUAAUUUACA
This is a messenger RNA of Notolabrus celidotus (New Zealand spotty), 914 nucleotides long. RefSeq lists its product as uncharacterized. The record is from RefSeq and is a predicted model, not a curated record. Bases 76 to 768 code for a protein of 230 amino acids. The transcript is spliced from 5 exons. NCBI's taxonomy places the organism in Eukaryota, Metazoa, Chordata, Actinopteri, Labriformes, Labridae.